This is a messenger RNA of Sorghum bicolor (sorghum), 801 nucleotides long. RefSeq lists its product as uncharacterized. The transcript has a single exon. NCBI's taxonomy places the organism in Eukaryota, Viridiplantae, Streptophyta, Magnoliopsida, Poales, Poaceae. The coding region runs from base 1 to 801 and encodes 266 amino acids. The record is from RefSeq and is a predicted model, not a curated record.
AUGGGAAAGGUCGCCCUACCUGUAUCCUUUGGUACUUCGGAAAACGCAAGGACAAAAUAUAUCACCUUCGACGUGGUAGACCUACAUUACCCGUACAAUGCCAUAUUUGGGCGGGGGUUCUUGAAUAGAUUCAAUGCAGCUGCUCAUAUGGGAUACCUGUGCAUGAAAAUCCCGGCUUUGCAUGUGGUGAUCACUGUUCACGGAAGUCAGAAAGAGGCAAGGAACAUAGAGAAAGCAAUCUACAAGUCUUUCUGGAACAUAAACUCCAUGGACUCCACGCAAGAAGAAGCUGGCCAGCCACCAGACAUGCCAAGGGGGAAGACAGACCUGGCUGAUCAGGAGGAAACAAAGUGUGUCCCUCUACAGGAAGCGGUACCAGAUAGGAAUGUCACCAUAUCCGCUACCCUUAGCAUAGAGGAGGAGUUUGAGCUGCUAGACGUGCUGCAGAAAAAUCAGGAUAUCUUUGCCUUGAGUGCCACCGACCUGCGGGGAGUAAGCAGAGACAUCAUAGAGCAUUCACUGGACACCGACCCAAGAAUGAGGCUGAAGAAACAAAGGCAGAGGAAGAUGUCUGAAGAGAGAACCUUAGCGGCGAAGGCAGAGGUGCAGAGACUUCUGGACGCAAAUGUCAUCAGAGAGAUCAUGUACCUGGAAUGGCUGGCAAAUGUGGUCCUAGUCCCCAAGAAGAAUGGCAAAAUGAGAAUGUGCAUAGAUUUCACAGACCUCAACAAAGCUUGUGUCAAAGACUCCUUCCCCUUGCCAAGGAUAGAUACCUCUGUCGACAAAGCCGCCAGUUGCUAG